Messenger RNA from Periophthalmus magnuspinnatus, 2188 nucleotides. RefSeq lists its product as uncharacterized. The record is from RefSeq and is a predicted model, not a curated record. The coding region runs from base 99 to 857 and encodes 252 amino acids. Gene Ontology annotation, cellular component: external side of plasma membrane. Lineage: Eukaryota; Metazoa; Chordata; Actinopteri; Gobiiformes; Gobiidae. The transcript is spliced from 3 exons. Gene Ontology annotation, biological process: positive regulation of T cell proliferation; cellular response to lipopolysaccharide; negative regulation of T cell proliferation.
UCCUCCCUCAAGUACAAUGUGACUGAGAGCGAACGAGAGAAAGUGGAGUACGCAAACACAUUAUAUUUGGUCAUUUUAGUUUACUGCAGGUCUGAGCGAUGGCUUCUGUACGGAUUCAGCGUGGCGUGUUUGGGAUCUUCUGUCUACUUUCUACUCUGAGUAUCGCAGAUGCCAUGGAAAUGCACACCAUUCCUAAAAUCCUGACACAGUGCGGACGAAAUUUGACUCUAAACUGCGAUGUAACUGCAAAAAGCGAUUUGAACAUUAAAAAGUUUUACUGGAUGGAGAAGAAAGACAUUUGCGAGUACACGGAGGAAAACCAAACCAGCAGUGAUUUUGAAUGUAAAGGUUUAAGUUACACCAACCCCGCUGGAAGAAUCUACAACUAUUCACUGACUAUUAUCAACAUACAACCGAAGCACAAGGGGACGUACCACUGCAAGCUGCGCUCCAAUGAAGGCGUGCUCAAUGACAAGACCAUAGUACGAGUCCAAAACUGCGUCGGUAACAGCAGCAACGAUGUGUCCACCACCGACGGGUCCUGCACAUUCAAAGACGUCUACCCCGAACCGAUAAUCCACUGGAACCUGGGACACGAAAACCUCACCCACCUGGCAGUGACGAAGGUGACGGAGAACGCAGACGGACUGUUCACGGCAGUUAGCACGCUCACGCUAAAAAAGGACCCUACCAACCCGAACCAAUAUAACUGCUCCCUCUUUUUCUCCCUGGAGAAUGAGAAGAACGAGACGCAUGUCCAGUGGGCGAGAUCUCAAAGCUUCUCAGAUGGGCACAAAGUCAUCGGACAGUGGUUUGGCGUGAUGCUAGUGUUGGUUUUAGGGAUAGUACUUGUGUAGAACAAUCUAAGAAAAGAUUUGGUUUUCAGGGUACUGCUAGAUUUAAACUAUUUCAGGUGUAAAUUAAACCAAGAACUUAACCAAAUGAGGAGAAGAUGUGGAUAAAAUGACAAUAAAUAAGGUGUCCUGUAUCACUUUUUGGUAAAACAUGGCUAAAAUUUCAAAUUUCUUUAAAGGGGUGCCUCAAGGGUGCGUGUUAGGGCCACUCCUAUUUCCCACUGAUUUUCAUUAUGCCGGUCAAGACUGAUUCUGAUUCUGAUUCUGAGAUUUCUGUUGUUUGUUAGAUGUCCGUCUCCUUAUGUAAAGCGACUUUGGGUAUCUUGAAAAGAGCUACACAGGUGUAAUGUAUAGUUUUUGUUUCAGAAAUACCUUCAAUUGUGACAAUGCGACGCUUCAUUGCUCUGUCAAAAGUCUUGCUAAAAUAAGUACUGUCAUCAUUUGAUUUACUUUCCACAUAAUGUUACUGUAAUAAAAAUCAUGUCGUAAUAUUACCUGUCUAAACCGGUUUGGGCAUGGUUCCCUUAUUGCGUGUUUGUCCUGUUUUAACUAGUUUUGUUAGAAAUAUUUCCAAUUGUGAAAUUUAAGUUUGGCAAUCGAGAUUUUAUUCAUAAUUAGGGCUGUGCAAUGAAUCAUAUUUUAAUCGAGAUAAAAAUGUUGUCAUUUUUAAUUGGCAGUGAUCAGCUUGGGGCAUUUUAAUGGAACUUUUUUUUAAAAUAGUUCUUUUCAGAGUACUUUUCUAGUGUCAUACUUAACAGUACUUAAGAUAUGAUUUAGUUUUUGUUUUGUUUAGUGUCUAUUCUUUGAAAAUACCAAAUUUUGUGCAUUAUUUCAUGUUUUGUCCGUCCAAUUAUACAAACUACAAAUUAUAGAUCAGCUACAUCUCGACAGUUACUCUUUAAGUUACUGUUACUUGAGUAGUACUUCAGUUGUUCUACUACUUUGUACUUCUACUUGAGUAAUAUCAUUUUGAUGUAACGUUACUCUUACUCAAGUACAAUUUUUGGCUACUCACAUAAAACCACGUGGCACAAUGUUCAGACGUAAACUUGGAUUUUUUUUUUACGGUAAAUGGCACUGAUUAAAAUUUAGCAAAAUAAUACUAAAAUAAUUGUGAUUGAUGAAUAUUUUUUUGAACAUUUUUGGUUCUUUGACUAGACUUUUUUUUCUUUUUUUUUGCCAUAUCACCCAGGCCUUAUACUUAAAUCGACCAGAAUCAUUGUGAUGUGAAAAAUAGUAGAUAGAGAGGAGUAGAUUUUAACUUGUAUCAAGAAAACAUGGAGAUUUUUGUAAAAAGUGUGUUUUUUUUACGAAAUAAAACAAGCUCAUUUUUA